Molecule: messenger RNA, 2926 nt
Organism: Diachasmimorpha longicaudata
Lineage: Eukaryota; Metazoa; Arthropoda; Insecta; Hymenoptera; Braconidae
Product: dynein regulatory complex protein 11-like
Exons: 7
Coding region: 156-2780 (874 amino acids)
Molecular function (GO): ATP binding; ATP hydrolysis activity; protein binding
Source: RefSeq, a predicted model, not a curated record
CGAGAUAAAUUGAUUUUUUAGGACAAUUAGUCUUUUUUUCCUUCUCGAGCAUCGGAGUUCGUCCCAUGUUCAACUUCAGAACGUACACAACAACCUAAAAAUGAUUUUAAAAGAAUAAAAAUAUCUAAAUCAAAAUUUUCAGUUUUAUAAUAAAAAUGUCGGCCAGCGAUAAGUCAUGGAAUUCAGCACAGCAGAAGGCAGAGGAGUUGCUGGUGUCGGACAGACAAAUCCAAGCGGAUGAGGCUCCAAAAUCCAGACACGACGCCGUGAAGACAAUUCUCCCGAUUUACAUAAAAUACAGAAAUCUAGUUCAACAAUUAGCACAUCUGUACGAUAAAAUGAUCCACAGUCAAAAGAGGGAACAGAUAAAGCGUCUGUUGGACUGCGCCGUGGGGCGGAUGCUGGAGUACAAACGAGAAAUCGUGAAACUGACUUGUUCUGACUAUGAAUGGCCUGACGAUCUCCUGAUACAGAUGAAGUGGACCCCAGAUGACAUUCAGAUCCCGCCGAUUUUCAGUUACACCGCAGAUCGAAAAAAAGAAUUGGAAGAUCGGAAAAAAGUUAUUGAAGAUCUGGUAGACAAAUUAAAUAAUCCCGAACCUGACGUAGACCCUGGCGAUCGCCUCCAGUCAGCAGAAUUCUCAAGUGUUCCCUCCUUAACCCGCGCCCCCUCGAUGGUCCGUCGUCGAAAAUCAAUGAAAUCCAUAAUAACCCCUAACCUCCCCAUCCCCACGGAGCCCGAAGAAGUCAGGAUCGCUCGGGAGAAAGCGGAUGACCUCAAAAAAGCCUUCUCCGACGCCAUUUCCCUGAUCCAGCGUCAUGAGAGGGCGCGAUUGGGUCGGGUAGUUGCCACCACCAUCCAAAGGGAUCGAGAUUACCAGAGGAAGGUGAAGUUUGGUGACAUUGAAUUAAAAAAAUACAAAAGAGAAGUUAAGGAGAGCGCAGCGACGACAAUACAGAGGACCUGGCGGGGUUUCCGGGCGCGGAAGCUCCUCGCGGAGCGCAGGGAGAAGACGGAAAUGUCGAUGGGAAUGAUCCUUCCGAGUCGAACCGACAAAACAGUCUUCGAAGAGGACCUGCGGAAUCAACUGAGGAUUCAAGAACUCCAGGAGGAGUUCAGGACUGCAGUACACGGGACGAUUGCUCGUGAGAGGGAAAAAUAUGGAGAGUCUAAACGCCUCGGUAUCAUCGACGAUAUAUCCGAGGAGAUACGUGCGUGGUUUCAGGAGUGGUUGGUCGCAGUCGGCCAUUUUGAUGUCUAUCCACCUGAGCAAAAUGGCGGAUCGGUGCUGAUCGUCACGGGACAAACUCUGACGCCCGAGGAAUUUCUCGUUAAAAAAUUGGAGGAGAAGGAUAAAGCUGAAAAGGGGAAGAAGGAGAAGGAUAAGAAGGACGAGAAGAAAGGAAGUGAUAAGGAAAAAUCGGAGAAGGAUAAGAAUAAGAGCCAAGAAGAGAAAGGAUGGACUCCGCCGGAGUCGAGGGUCCUCCAGCCGAUGGCUGACGUUCAAAAAGAUUUCCUCGUGAAUUGGAGCUUGCGGGAUGAAAACUUGAGUCAGACCGUGAAUGCGGAUAUCAUCAGGGAAGAAAUACUCUGUGAACUUCAGCUGGAAGCGAGGAAGACUGUGGACGAACUGAUGAGACUAGAGUUGGACCGGAUGAAUGAUGCCCUGAUCAAGGAUCACAAGAACGACGAUCCCAAGUUUCAGUUCCCGGGGAUGAAGAAAGGCAAGAAGAAGAAACAGAAGAAAGAGAAGAAGGGAAAGAAGAAAAAAGAGGAGGAAGUGAUGAACAAGGACGAAGUUGAUGAGAUGUUUCGAGAAUUAGUCGCAGCCGGAAUAAUCAGAAAUUAUCCGGAAGCGAGGCUGGGCGAUUGGUGGGGGGAUCUCUCCUAUCAGAACUUCGAAGCUCAGAGGGAUAGGAAGGAUUAUCAGCACAAAUUGGGAGAGAUAAGGAGUCUGAUCAUGGAGACUUGCGUUCUUCCCUUGGGGUCCAAGGAAGCUCACACUCUCGCACCCUCGUUACGGUCGGUAUGUAUAGCCGGCCUCCCACGAACCGGGAAGACAUUUCUGGCUCACGCUAUUGCCAAUGAGAUCGGCGCUCUCUUACUCGACUUGACCCCGAGUGUUCUAGCAGGACAAUAUGAAGGGAAGGAAAAUGAAAAGAGACUUAUGAAGAUGAUAAAUACAGUCGCUAAGAACUACCCACCUUCCAUUGUCCUCAUUGACGGAGGCGAGAAGCCGUGGUUGAAAAAAAUACCACCGGAAGAGAGAGAGAAUCAGCCCAAGCGGCUCGCCAAACUACUUCCUAAAUUUAUAAAGGGCAUCAAACCCGGUGAUCAAACACUCGUUUUGGGACUGGCAUCCGAGCCUUGGAAAGCGACUAAAAAAUUCUACAAGAUUUACGAAACAUUCAUCACAAUUCCUGUCUCCGAUUACAACUCCGUCUAUCUCUUUUACCAAGAUAUUUUAAUGAAAUAUCAUUAUGUCAGUAGACAUUUUGAUGUCUCGGCGUUGGCUAAGCUUUCAGUGGGUUAUUCUCUCGACGUUAUCCGUGAGGCUGUGGAGAAUGUUCUGAACUUAAGAAGAAGAAUAAGACUGAAGUUCGAUCCUCUGAAGCCGGAAGAGAUUUUGAAGGAGUUGCAGACUAAUCAGACUAUUCCACCGAAAAUGGUUGACGACUUUGCAAAGUUCCCGACGAAGACUCCACUUGGGAGGAAAUGGGGAAAGAUGAUGAAGCAGGAGAGGGCGGCAAUUGAUAAUCCACCGGGGAAGAAAAAAUAAUUCUCAAGGUAUGUUCGGGUCUUAAGGCCCCACAAAAAUAGAUUUCAUCCGCAGAAGUACAAUGAUCAUACUCAAGACAAGUUACUAUAUUAGUCCUGCGUCCACACUCGAGCAAGUUUUUGAGCGACUUACUCGUAAGAAAUAAG